GACUCUGUAGCAUGCUCCCCCUACAAUAACCAACUCAUGUCAGAUUCCGAAGAAGAAGUACCAACUAUGGAGUUAAAACUCCCAGAUUAUUUACCCCUCAAGUCGGAGUUAAUGCGGGAUUUUGAAAAACUGUUCCACAAUCGUACUAUUCCUGACAUAAUCAAAGUUCAAACGCGUCAAAUCCAAGAGGCAGCAGAGAAAUACAUUCAGUAUGUUUUAGAGCAUCCUCAACUCGAUUUCGAUGAAUCCAUCCUAUCACUGUUUGAGAAAAGUUUAGAAAACUUAAUAAGAUCUGAAUUUGAAUUCCUGAAGCUUGAAGCUAUUCGCAAGAAUCCCCUGGUGUCUGCGUUUGCUCUGCGAGAAGAAUCUGAUUUGACACUAGAUUCUCUAGAAAGCUACCAAAAUAUCACUAAACCUAAUUUUUCAGAUGUAAUUGAAGAGCAGUACUUGGAAAUGAAAAGUCCCAAAUAUUCUAAAGGAUACAAAGAUUUAAUUCACAAACACAAGUUUUAUAACUACUUGAAUGAUAUAUUAUUUGUCAUACGAAAUCCAGAGGAUCAAAUUCCAGAUGAAAAUGAGGAUGAAGAGUUGAACGUUUCAGGUGGGAAGAUUUCCCUUAAGGAUCCUCUUUCAUUGAAUUAUUACUCCGAUCCAGUUAGAUCCAAACGUUGUAAGCAUACAUUUGAAAGACUGAAUAUAGAAGAGCAAUUGAAGAGAGGGGAAGCAUCACGAGAGAGGAUAACACAUUGUCCUAUUGCAGCAUGUUCUCAGGUGAUAAACAGGGCUGACUUAGAAGCUGAUGUAUUAAUGAUUAUACGAAUUCGUUCAUUCCAGAGGUUACACAAUAAGACCAGAGAUGUAGAUACUGUUAUUUAGAGGUAUUUCAAUCAUAUGUUUUUGGCUACUUCACUUUAUUCCGAUGCUGCACAUUGAAAUAAUGUAAAUAUUGUAUCGGCUGGUGUAAUUUAAUGAAGUUGAGACAUAUAAGACUGCGGUUAUAAGGCCCCUCCAGAGAGCUGAACUUGCCAAAUUCCAUGCAUAAUAUUUACGAUUGAUGUUUGAUCAAUUUAAUAAAUAAUCAGGUAAAAUUUCAUGCUUGCUGUUAAUAAACUGGUUUCAUGUAAGGAAUAGAAUUGGCUGUGAGUUUUUAGAGUGUUGAUUAUAUUUAGUAGAAUUAGUUUAGAUUCUGCUAAAUGGACAAGGCGGUAGUGGCGGAUUAGUAACAGUUUCGGUUAAAGAUUCCCAGCACACUCUAGAAUCAAUUUCAGGUGUAGCGGUAAUAUUGACUUCGUAACUUUAUUUCGAUCUAUGUACACUUCAUUUUGUGCAGUAGCUCAAUUUGGAAUUAAUUUACAAGCACAUAUAUUAUGAAUUGUGUGUUUAUUUCUGUGGAUUUUUUUUUUUGAGUCAAAGGCAAUCGGUCCUAGUUUUAGCUAACAGGUGAAGUUUAUUGUCAAAUUAAAUCAGUUGAAAUUUAUCCAAUAAAGUAAAAAGGAUGUUUAUCUCAACCUUUACAUAAAGGUGUUUUUUUAAUGCUUUAAAUUACAUUAUUUGUCUAGAUCUUUUAACAGUUUUCAUAUGUGUGUUGAAUUGUUUAGAAUAAGGU
Spathaspora passalidarum NRRL Y-27907 is the source of this 1606-nucleotide messenger RNA. RefSeq names its product SUMO ligase (gene MMS21). The record is from RefSeq and is a predicted model, not a curated record. Gene Ontology annotation, biological process: double-strand break repair via homologous recombination; protein sumoylation. Gene Ontology annotation, molecular function: SUMO ligase activity; zinc ion binding. Gene Ontology annotation, cellular component: Smc5-Smc6 complex; nucleus. NCBI's taxonomy places the organism in Eukaryota, Fungi, Ascomycota, Pichiomycetes, Serinales, Debaryomycetaceae. The coding region runs from base 37 to 876 and encodes 279 amino acids. The transcript has a single exon.